AAGGAGAGAGAGAAGAAAGAGGAAGGAGAGAGAGAAGAAAGAAGAAGGAGAGAGAGAAGAAAGAGGAAGGAGAGAGAGACGACAGAAGAAGGAGAGAGAGAAGAAAGAGGAAGGAGAGAGAGAAGAAAGAGAGGGGCAGAGGCAACUCGGAGGCGCGACCGAGCGAGGCCCCGAGGAUGAAAGGCGACGAGCUGGUGUACUGGUGGGCCGUCCUCGCCGUCGUGUCGAGUCUGUGUCUGCCGCUGAUAUGCGCUCUCCUCAUCAUCUGCUUUUUCGGGCCAUACCACUACCUGCAGUCCCAGACAUACCUCGAUCUGCCGUCCUUCGCCGAGGGAGCGAGGGCGGCGAUUCUGCAGCCAUACCAUGCGCCUUUGGUCACUAUUUUGACGUCCCUCAAGAUGCAGUACACCCGCGGCGGCGUAACACGAACUAUCAACAACACAGUCUAUCGCGGUCGUGUUCCCGGGUUUUAUCCUGGCGUUUAUUUAGAAGAGGAAUUCUAUGUCAUCUGCGAGACUCUUUCUCCUAUUAGUACCAUCAGCAGUAUGGAUUGUGUGGGAUUCACCAAGGACGACAAGCUCCGUACCCUUCGGCGCCUGACGAUGAAACUAAACGAAUUCCUUCAGGAGGAUCCGAGCGUAAGGGACUACGUAAGGCUCAUGGAAAUCGAUGAUAUUAACGAUCGCCGUCCCCUUAACCAGUUACUGUGGGAACAAAUAGAAAAAGACCACCUGGAUAUAACAACUUCGCUGGUGGCCCUCCACUCAUCGAAGAAAAGACACGAAAUGACCGAACGGAAAUGACAGUUUCGGGAGGAGGAAGAAACACGAGAUCGG
Penaeus monodon (black tiger shrimp) is the source of this 836-nucleotide messenger RNA. RefSeq lists its product as uncharacterized. Gene Ontology annotation, cellular component: endoplasmic reticulum membrane; autophagosome. Gene Ontology annotation, biological process: positive regulation of macroautophagy; reticulophagy; innate immune response. Gene Ontology annotation, molecular function: cyclic-di-GMP binding; 2',3'-cyclic GMP-AMP binding. The record is from RefSeq and is a predicted model, not a curated record. Lineage: Eukaryota; Metazoa; Arthropoda; Malacostraca; Decapoda; Penaeidae.